UGGCACUUGCGGAUAGCUAUUUGCAGUUCGUCAAGCCGUCUGACCAAGAUUCUGCUCGGUCAACAUUCGUAUCCAGCACGCAGGCCACCAGAAAAGACAAUGGUAGGAUUACCUAGCUCGUUGACUUGGUGCCUAUGGUAAAGUACAAAAGACGACACUGCCCGCGCUCACUGGCCUAAGUAUACACUAUAAUCUCCCCAUCAUUCUUUGGCUGUUGUCUUGAACUAUCUUAGUUCGUCAUGCCUGUCUCUCGCUAUCUCUCUGUGACAGCUCUCGCUGCUCUGCUCUCGUUAGUCAUCUCAGAUGAUGUAUACAAUCCCGACUCCAUCUGCUACUCCUACGGUGUAGACUUUGUCGAUGAGGGGAACUACUUCAUCAACUCGCUUUCUACCGAUCCCUUCACUAGUGUUUCCACUUUCAAGGGGUGUAAUACAGAUGUGGCGGAUAUCGUACUCAUCGACCCUAAUAACAUCGAAUAUCUUUGCGACGAGAUCCCUACUACCCCAGCCGAUACAAAGCAGUUGUCGAAAUGUCCGAUUCAGAAGAAUCAGAUGUCUUCUGGGCACUGGCUUCUUCUCAUCCUGGGUAACAACGGUGCUUAUCCAGCUCAGCCAUUUGCAUGGCAGCGAGACCUCUACCUUACAUUGGGCCCACAAGUAACAAGCACAUACACACCAACAAUGACGGCCAGCACGACUAUUAUUCCCAUCACGACCAAGACGACGACUACAACGUCUCUGCUCGUGACCGAGGUUGGCCCGUUCACAACCUUUACCAUUCCAAGCGCGACAGCCAAGAGGACCAAGACAAUCACGCCUAAAGCUGUCACAACUACCUCCACUAAGACCUUGACGAAGACCAGACUGGAUGCUACUCGAGUGUUUGUUACUACUACACAGACAGCCACCGCCACCUGCACACUGCCCGGCCGUCCUCAGCCGGAUAAGCCUUGCCGCUACACUCCAACACUUCUCCACCCCGCUGCCCUGGCCACGCCUACCCAAAUUUCCAAGAACCGCUACAUGCGCCGUUCAGAUCGUGUUGUUGAUUACGAAUGGGCACGUGCGCGUGUUGAAGCAGCCAAGCAGAGGCGCAACGCACAGGCUCAGGGUCUCCAGCGCCGUGCUCCAGAUGAGGAGACCACGACUCUCACAGCCGCGACUCCGGUCACGACGACCACUACUGUUACCGCUGACGCGACCACUACUACGGAAACCGUUCUGGAAACUCAGACUAGCACAUCCGAGCUACCACCAGCCACUGUUUACUCGGGCGUCUUUACUUACACAACUACGCUGCCGACACCAACGAAGACUCGCCUCAGAAUUGGCUGGGCUACUACCACGAAGACUAUCACAUGGGGGGCUACUUUCACGAGGCACACUACUGUCACUCCAGCAGCGUCAGUCUCGGCUUGCAAGAAGGCCGGUGGUCACUUCUAGAGAAGUUAACAGACUUUUGCAAUCGGCGCUCCACGCUUCGAUAUCAUGACUAUUCCUCGAUUCAGCGUUUCAUUUCUUGGUCAAUACCACAAGACAGCAUUGCAUAGACACGUAGCAACUAUCCAUGAAUCUCUCCAUCAAA
This is a messenger RNA of Macroventuria anomochaeta, 1584 nucleotides long. RefSeq lists its product as uncharacterized. The transcript has 2 exons. NCBI's taxonomy places the organism in Eukaryota, Fungi, Ascomycota, Dothideomycetes, Pleosporales, Didymellaceae. The record is from RefSeq and is a predicted model, not a curated record. The coding region runs from base 240 to 1442 and encodes 400 amino acids.